CACGCGAGCAGGGCGAGGCGACGGGCGCUCAGGCUGGCGGAGACGGGCGGCCCCACGCCGGGCCAGGCGGGGCCAGCGGGAGGACCCAGUGAAGAGCCCGAGAAAGGGGCGAGGCUCAGUGGCAGCCGGAGCAGAGGGGGCGCCAGUCCGCGUUGCUGUCGCGGGCGGGCGCAGGAGGCAGGGGACGCCGGGGCGCGGACCGACUGACUUACUGACCGACCGCUGCAGGCACACCCCGCUCCACCCCGCCGGCGCCACCUCCCCCACGCUACUCUCUCAGCCACCCCUUCCUUCUCCACUUCUUUUCCGCCUCCGCUUCUUCUAGGCUCCCGCGGCGCCUGUGCCUUCCCCUGGCCCAGGUGGGGCGCCUCGACUCCCUGCAGAGCUCUCCAUAGAGUCAGGGGGGACGCUUCCUUCUAGCGGAGAACCUACCCCUGAGCUGGGCGAGAGGUGCUGAGGGAGCUUCUGCCCUGAGGAUCAGGGGAUGCGAAGGGAUCCCCUCCUGCGAUCUCUUUCCCAGUCACUUUGAGUCUGGCCUAAUCGAAGGCUGAGGUUAUGAAGUCGAUCCUAGAUGGCCUUGCAGAUACCACCUUCCGCACCAUCACCACAGACCUCCUCUACGUGGGCUCGAAUGACAUCCAGUACGAAGACAUCAAAGGCGACAUGGCAUCCAAAUUAGGGUACUUCCCACAGAAAUUUCCUUUAACUUCUUUUAGGGGCAGUCCCUUCCAAGAAAAGAUGACUGCAGGAGACAACGCCCAGUUAGUCCCAGUAGACCCGGGAAACAACAUUACAGAAUUCUACAACAAGUCGCUCUCAUCCUACAAGGAGAAUGAGGAGAAUAUCCAGUGUGGGGAGAACUUCAUGGACAUGGAGUGCUUCAUGAUUCUGAACCCCAGCCAACAGCUGGCCAUCGCCGUGCUGUCCCUCACACUGGGCACCUUCACGGUUCUGGAGAACCUGCUGGUGCUCUGUGUCAUCCUCCACUCCCGUAGCCUCCGCUGCAGGCCUUCCUAUCACUUCAUUGGCAGCCUGGCAGUGGCAGACCUUCUGGGGAGUGUCAUUUUCGUCUACAGCUUCGUUGACUUCCACGUGUUCCACCGCAAAGAUAGCCCCAACGUGUUUCUCUUCAAACUGGGCGGGGUCACAGCCUCCUUCACUGCCUCUGUAGGCAGCCUGUUCCUCACGGCCAUCGACAGGUACAUAUCUAUUCACAGGCCCCUGGCCUAUAAGAGAAUCGUCACCAGGCCCAAAGCCGUGGUGGCCUUUUGCCUGAUGUGGACCAUCGCGAUUGUAAUUGCUGUGCUGCCUCUCCUGGGUUGGAACUGCAAGAAACUGCAAUCUGUCUGCUCAGAUAUUUUCCCACUGAUUGAUGAAACCUACCUGAUGUUCUGGAUCGGGGUCACCAGCGUGCUGCUGCUGUUCAUUGUGUAUGCAUACAUGUAUAUUCUCUGGAAAGCUCACAGCCACGCAGUCCGCAUGAUUCAACGUGGAACUCAGAAAAGCAUCAUCAUCCACACGUCAGAGGAUGGCAAGGUACAGGUGACCCGGCCGGACCAAGCCCGCAUGGACAUUAGACUGGCCAAGACCCUGGUCCUGAUCCUGGUAGUUUUGAUCAUCUGCUGGGGCCCUCUGCUCGCGAUCAUGGUGUACGAUGUCUUCGGGAAGAUGAACAAGCUCAUUAAGACGGUGUUUGCCUUCUGCAGUAUGCUCUGCCUGCUGAACUCCACCGUGAACCCCAUCAUCUAUGCUCUGAGGAGCAAGGACCUGAGACAUGCUUUCCGGAGCAUGUUCCCCUCAUGUGAAGGCACUGCGCAGCCUCUGGAUAACAGCAUGGGGGACUCGGACUGCCUGCACAAGCAUGCAAACAACACAGCCAGUGUUCACAGGGCUGCAGAAAGCUGCAUCAAGAGCACGGUCAAGAUCGCCAAGGUGACCAUGUCUGUGUCCACAGACACGUCCGCCGAGGCUCUGUGAGCCUGAUGCCUCUCUGGCAACACAGGAAAAGAAAUUCAUUUUUUUUUUUUUUUUAAGCUCAAAACCUAGAAGAGUCUGUCGUCUCAUUGGUUAUAUUUUUUUAAGUUUACCAUGCUCAGUGAAAAGGUGAUUGUCACCAUGCUCAUUUAUCAGUUCGUUGACAUUUCAAUAGUUUAAGUACUCAAACUCUGUUCUCCAGGGGUUUACAGUGAAGAAUGCCUGUUGCUCAAGUGACUGAAUGGCCCUUCAAAGUCUCAACGAAAUAGGAGGGAAACCUUUGGCUACAUGAUUUUAAGUCUAAAGUACCCAUAGAAAAAUGCCAUCAGAUGAGUAAUGCCUUUGUAACCACAACUUUCAUUAUAAAUGUGACGUGUAUUUGUUCAUAGUAUCAGAGGUGUCAAUUUUUACAACAGUUAUAGCACUAAAGUAGAGAUAUUUUGUAAAAUGUAUUGUGUCCUGUGAGUUGUGUGUCAGUGUUUCCUAUGUGUUGUGUAUAUUUGUCUAGUUAAGCAAAACCAAAAGGUUGACUUUUAUGAGAACAAUGGAACACAGCAGUGGAUAUAUGCCAAUGAGACCACUUUUCAAAAGUAUUAUUGCCCAUGAUCUAACUUUAGAAACCUUAAUAUUUCUUGAAAUAUCUAAAUUUGACACUGAGAUACCUAAAGGUUUAUUUUUCUCUUAAGACAACAAGAAGAAUUUGAAGACUGUCCAAAGUAUUGAGCAGAAUUCAUUGACACUUAAAAAUUGGUUAGCCCUGCAUUUUCAUAAGAGGACACUUAUCUUCUAGAUCAUAGAUGUUCUGUUGGGUAAUGGAUUAUAAUCAGAAUGGAAGAGAGAAAGCAUAUUGACUUUUUUUAGGCUGACAUCUCUGACUUUCUUUAGUCGUUAGCUAAUUACUGAACCUCUUAAGACAGCAUGUGUCAAUCUUAAUGUAUAUUGUAUCUCUGUGCAGUUGCUGUUUACUUGAAGAGUAUUGCAUUCUUCUAUUCCAAGUGUAAGUAGAUUCCAUCCCUGGGUGGUCAAAUAAUAGUCUUUUUUUUUAAAAAUCAAAGUAUUGUCUGGAUCAGUAAAAUUAUACUGUGUGUGAAUGUGAAUAUAAAUGUGUGUAUAUGUGUGUUUCUAUCUUGUACUGUUAACAGCAGUGUCAUAAAGUGAGACAACUGUGACCAAGUGUAAACUGUACCACUUGCUGUACUCUUGCACAUGAAUUCAGUUUCUAAAAUUGAGUUCUUCCAGAAAUCUUCUGAUAAAAAUUCUGAGAAAAUCAUUCAGAGAAAAUUCUCCUCCUUGAGAGAGAGAUUGAAUUAAUAAAUUGACCUUUAGAUAUUAUGUGAGACCAGUUCAUAACAAGAAGUAAUCAAUGACAGGUUCCCAAGUAAAGGUUUGUAUUUACAGUAUUACUGUGGGGGAAAUGAGAGUGUUUGGGUUUCUGAGCACCUAAUAUUUACCAAGGUUAUGGAGAUAUAGAUCAUUAAAAAGUAAGAUGGUUCUAAAAUCCCCAAACAGUAAUGUUCGUUAGUUUGUGUAUAGGUAGUGUGACCCAAGUUUCAUCAGCAUGGUAUACCUCACACUACAGUAGCACUGCCAGGUCCAGGUCAUGUGGCUUAGGGAGGCUGAAUCCAACAGUGGCAGUGAAGAGCCACCACACCUGGGGCUGAGGCCUGGGCCAUGGAUGCUGUUUCUCUGCUUUGCCCAGAUGUCCUUGGUGUUAGCCUGGCACCUGGCUUUGUGUCAGUCAUUGUGGAAUAGCCUUUUCCUCUGCUUCCUGGUGGCAAGAUAUGCUAAAGCCUAAGCUGGCUUGCUUUCUACUGAUGCCCCAAUCUCAGACUCCUUAUUGGUACCAUGGGUGCUCAGAAUUGAACCCUUUUCCAGUAAGGAAAGAUACUGCUUGAGAAGCCACUUAACCCUGACAAACUUUACUUACUUAUAAUCUCUCCUUAUACAGAUAAAGCAUGACUCCUAGAGAACAUGAGGCCUGCAGUGCAUGAAAGUGAAGUGUCUAUUUCUAGCUCUCAUGAUACCCCAGCAGCCUGGUGGGGUGGUUCCACUUCUUGCAGUUUAUGUUCUAAGAUGGAAUGGGGCCCAUGGACCAAGCUAGGAUUUAGCUAGAAUCUGCCUGUUGGCUCCCUCACUUUACCUCUGUGUGAAAUGAAGCAAGGGCUCAGGGUGCUGGAGGAUUAAGAUUUCUUUAGAAGGAAAGAAAAUGAUUGACAUAAAAGGAUUCACCAGAGUCUAGUUUCCAUUUAAGAAUUUCCAGUCUUUUGUCCUGGAUCACUCUAAAUAUUAAUCUGCAUGUCUUAGAGCUCACCAGGCAGUACCAACUCUUUUCUCACAGCUAUGAAGACCUGGUGGAGAGGAAAUUCUUAUCAUAGAUAUAAAAAAUUCAGAAUUCAUUUUUGAAACUGUAUUUGUGUGAAUGCCAUGUAGAUUUUUUAGUAUGUUGUGCUUUUAAGACCUAAAUCAUAUAUAAUAAAUUAAGGGACAAUGGGGCUGACAGCACUAAACUCGGUGCUUAUUGAUAUUUUAAGAAAUAUCUGUGAAAUAUCAUCACGUGUGUGUUAUACUACCUUCAUUUAAAAACGUUUAAAAUGAGUUGGAUUCACUUUGACACUUCUCAUAUCAUUUCCUAACCCAAGUGACUAAGAUGUUCUCCCCAAUGAAUAUACUCAUUAGAAUUACCAUUCAUUAGUAUCAUUCAUUAGCUGAUCCCUUAAUUAUAUCCAUUAAUUUAAAUACAGUUUAAAUUUAAGUAUUUAUAAGCUCUGGCAUCAGAGUCCUCUACUGUCCCCCUAAGAUGACAUAUUUGUCCUCACCGUGCAUUCUGUCAUCACUUGUCUUCAGAAAGGGCCAAAUUCCCAGCCCACUCAAUUUCUUCAUAAUAAUGAUGAUUCAGUCCUAGACUAGCAGUUUCAUUUAGAACAGUCAGGUUGUCUCCAAGAACCUCUAAUUUUUCAUUACAUAUUAAAUAUAUGUAAAAGAAAUUAGAUCUGGGAGAUGCUGCAGUCACAUACCUGCAAUUGAGAUGAUUCCCAGACUUCCCUGGCACUUUUCAGUCAGUUCUGUCUGGUAUUGAAUGUCCAGGAUUUUUUGCUGCCUAAACCAACUUUGCAGGAAAGAGGCCCAACCACCAAAUGAGAAUCAGGCCCUCGGAUGAGUAGCACUCUAGUUACGGUUCUGUUGAUUAAUUUUUGCCAUUUCACAUCUGUAAAAGAGACCACCAAUAUCAUGCACAAAAUUAGAUUUCUCACACUCUAACUGUAUAUUUGUAUGAUAUUUUAAAAUCUCCGAAAUGCUGGGCAACGGCUGUUCACAAUCGUCUUGCACUGGCCUUCUGAUGAAGUGUUAACAAUGCCUAUUGUAAUAUAGACAAAAGACUCUGGGCUGAAUGUAUGUAUAUAGGUUUUAAAGGGUCAGAUGUUUAAGCAGUGGCUUACAAAUCAGUACUUUUCAGAUAGGAGAGUUUCUUUACAUUGCUGUGACAUCCUAAAAGCUCUCUUCAUGUAAUCUUACUGGACUAGGCCUCCUGGGGAUCAGAGUCCCCAAGAAAGAAAACUUUUUCUUGUAAUAGUAUGAAUCAAGAUACCAGAUUAUCUGAAUUCUUAUUUCCAGUGUUUCAAGUGGAAAAUGUAACUCUUUAUUGUCUGUAAAUCUAACAUUAUUACUUUUCCUCUUAGAAGAAUAUUGUAUUGUUAGAUGUUUGUUGAACUGGUAAUAUCCUUGCAACCGCUGUAAUAUCUUCGUUAGUAAUCUGUAUAAUACCUUGUAUACAAGUAAUGGUAAGAUUGUUAUUAAAUGUAGCUUCAGUCAUUAAGUAACUAUAGCAAAGUAGUACUUCUGUAAUAUUUACAAUGUAUUAAGCCCAUAGUAUAUUUUAUUUCAUUGAUGUAAUUUAACUGUUAUUUAUUCAAGAGAAAACAUUUCAUCCUGUCUAUUGUCCAAAGUUACCUGGAAUCAAAUAAAAUUCUAGAUUAUCAUGAA
Molecule: messenger RNA, 5955 nt
Organism: Marmota monax (woodchuck)
Lineage: Eukaryota; Metazoa; Chordata; Mammalia; Rodentia; Sciuridae
Gene: Cnr1
Product: cannabinoid receptor 1
Exons: 2
Coding region: 556-1977 (473 amino acids)
Biological process (GO): G protein-coupled receptor signaling pathway
Cellular component (GO): membrane
Molecular function (GO): cannabinoid receptor activity
Source: RefSeq, a predicted model, not a curated record